Owenia fusiformis is the source of this 2245-nucleotide messenger RNA. NCBI's taxonomy places the organism in Eukaryota, Metazoa, Annelida, Polychaeta, Sabellida, Oweniidae. The record is from the annotation of a GenBank genome assembly.
GGAACAUCUACGUGAUUGUCUUUGAAGAUACAACCAGGGAUCAACACACAAUAUCAUUUGAGUUGUUACAAACAAAAUACAAACUAUCGACAUAGACAACUUUGAGGGUUUUUGGAUCGCCAUUCGGACAUUUCAAGAAUAUUAGGAACAAUAGGAACUCGAUUGCUAAUAGAAAUGAAUGCAGAAGUACAAAUAGAUUUCUAGAUAAUUUAGGGAAAUCGUAGUAAACAAACAUUAAACAGCUUUUAUCAAGGAGUUUACUUCUUGGAGGAUUUUGAGGAAACGACCACGUAGUCCAGUUGUAACGCAACGUAACGUAACGUGGCGUUCAACAAAAUGGCUUUUCAAAACGUCAACAUCAAAGUUCCGACACCGAUUCUCGCCCAGCAGAUGCAGCAAAGUGCAGACGUUUACAGCGCACUCACAAGGGGCGUUCCACCCGGCGCUUUCUCAUCUUCGCUCGGGGGACAAUUAUUGAUGCCGUAUAUGAGUCGCUCGGUACCUGGGUUGCCGUACCCAGGUGUAGCACCAACUGCUUUAUCAACGAUGCAUCCCUAUCUACCACAGCACCUCGCUAUGCUUUAUAAGUACCAUCCACGACUACAGUUUGUUCACGAGGAACCAAAACCGCAACAGAGUUACAUCGGGUUGAUCUCCCUAGCAAUUCUCAGUUCUCCAGAUAAAAAACUCGUUCUAAGUGACAUCUACCAAUGGCUAUUAGACAAUUAUUCUUAUUUCCGUCAAAGGGGACCGGGCUGGAGAAACAGCAUCAGGCACAAUCUAUCAUUGAAUGAUUGUUUUAUCAAGGCCGGUAGAAGCGCCAACGGAAAGGGACAUUAUUGGGCAAUACAUCCCGCUAAUGUCGAUGACUUUCAGAAGGGUGACUUUCGAAGAAGACGCGCACAGAGAAAAGUAAGACGAGCUAUGGGUUUGAGUGUACCAGAUGAAGAGGACGAUAGUCCCAGUCCUCCUCCCGUAACUAGCCAACCGACUUGGCAGCAGUCACCUGAACACCCAGGCUGCGUACCUACGCACAAUCCAAUGCCGAAAGAAAUACCAAGUUCCCCAAUCGCUUGUGACAUUGAUAUCUCCGAAACUAAACAGAACGAAUUAGAUAAUCAUGGUACACAACGUGAUGUGAUUCCUGACAAGCACGACCAUAUCCCCCAUCAAUCAUUUGGAAAGAAGAAUUCCCCUGUAAUGAAUGACGUUAUUGUUCCUGCUCCAACAUCUGGAAAGAUCAAACGAGCAUUCGAUAUUGAUAAUCUCCUAGCGACGAAGACACAAAAUAAAAGACCAAAAGUUGAAUGCGUCCCAAAUACUAGUAACGAAUUUACGCAGUCAACGUCAACAACGACUGUUACACAACGGGACCCUAAACACUCUUAUCCGAAUCUACAAUUUCUACAAUCUCAACAUUAUGAACUUUUACAAUCGCAAGCAUCAUCAUAUUUAGCAACGUCGUGCUCAUCUCAUCCACUUCUCAAUCCUUUGAGCCAAUUGUCUGUCGUCGCAGAAAGUCAGACAGCAAAUCCUGUGGAAAGUGACCACGAAGACAACGAGGAGGUGUUUUGCGACACCCCGGUGUCGCCUACAAUGAACUAAAUAUAUACAUACCUAUAUCUAGUGAAAUUAAAUGACUGUUUGAAAGUAAUUCUUAUAAAGUAUCGUCGACAUACCUGUAGGUCUCAGUAUUCAGUUAUACGUAUAAUUACAACCAUCCGAUCGUUGAUCUUCAUUGUAAAAGUCUGUUCAAUUUGCACAUUUAUACAAAAGAAAGAAAUACUUAUCCUCCCGUGAAACUGCUAAUAUCGCUCUUAAUCUUUUAAUUUAAAGCUUCAAAAGAAGAGUUUACGGCAAAUCACUUCGUUAAGAGCCCAUAUAUUUCAAUAUAAUAGAUUAUAGCAUAGCAAGGCACUACACUAAAAUUAUCAGUUUAACGGGAGUAAUCAUUUCAAUGUGUUCAAAUUAUUUUUAUGUGUCUCAAUAUUCUUUGUAUGUAUGCGAACAAAAAAGUCGAUCCAUGUUAAAUUCAAGAACCCAGCUAUAAUGGCUAAUGAGUUAGAUUUUUGCCUUCAUCUAAAACAUUUUAAUGAAACCCCCAAGGACAAUAUUAACUAUGUUUCGGGAAAUGAGUAUAGAAGUUCGUUUAAAAUUCGUUACUUUAAUUUCAGCCUACAUCGAUUUGUAAAUGAAACAAUUUUGCCUGUGAUGCAAUUUGGAAAAAACGAUAAAUGUUCAAUUA